AUGGUGGUUAACGGGCGAACACCGAUGAAAAGGGUGGUCAAGAGGCGAGUCACGGCUGACCUCAAAGACUUCCUCACGUUCCCCACUGCCGGCGAUGCUGAUGAUAUUCCGGCGGUCGCCGGACCGUUCAGGACGUGCGUGAAGGAUUUUCUGUCCGAGCACGCGCUCCUCCCUCCCCCUUCUUCGCUCUUUCCAUACCUGCUCACGUGGCAGGUCCUCUUUCGCGUAGGCGACCUUGUCGGAGACGACGGCGGUCCUGCCGUCGUUUGCCUUGACGUCGUGGAAGAGGAUGUCUCGAGAUCCAGAUCUGUUUAUUGCGACCCGUGCCGAGUUGUUGGAUGGAGCAGUAAUCCAGUAAGUGCAAAGCGCUACCAUUUUAUAAUAAAGUCUGAUGGCAAUUCCAUUGCUGGCUAUAAUAAGAUGUGUGCAGGAUGUGGUGAUAUCCUUCAUAUGAUGGAUUUGAGGUGCAAGUCAUGCAACCAUGUGAUGACCAUAGAAGAUGUUGAAGACUGGAUGUAUCAACAGUUGGAAAAUACAACACAUCUUUUACAUGGAGUGAUUCAUGCAAAUGGCUUUGGGCAUCUCCUUAGAGUUAAUGGUAGAGAAGGUGGCUCCAGGGUGCUUUCUGGACGUUAUAUAAUGAACUUUUGGGAUCGGCUUUGCAAAAUGCUGGGAGUCAGAAAGGUUAGUGUGAUGGAUGUAUCAAAGAAGCAUGGGUUAGAGUUACGACUGCUACAUGCCAUAACUAAAGGCCAUCCUUGGUAUGGAGAUUGGGGUUAUGAGUUUGGUGCUGGGAGUUUUGCUUUGACACGAGAAGACUACAGAAUGGCUGUUGAAGACCUUUCCUGUUUGCCCUUGUCCAUAUUUCUAUCUCGAGGGCGGAAGCCUCGAACACACCUGCAGGAUUUAAUUUCAUUUUAUCAGUCAAUAUCAGAGCGUGAGAUUGUAAAUGUUAGAGACCUCUUCUGCUUUUUAACAAGUUUGAUCCAUGAUGCUCACAAGUGUUCCUUGAGGUCUGAUGUUCCUCCUUGCAAGAAGCUUAAAAGUUGUGAAUCUAUGGCCCUGUGCUCAUGGACCAUGAAUGAUAUUGCACGAGUGGAAGAAGCUAUGUUCAAGGUGUUGCGUGCAGUUAGUGGGUCCACCUGGGUGAGUUGGCGUGCCCUUAGAGGUGCUGUUUGCAAAGUUGGCUGUCCUGAGCUUUUGGAUUAUUGCCUUAAAGAGCUUAAGGGAAAACAGUCAUCUCAAGGAAUGGUGGUCAAUGCCCGCUGCAUAUCUGAUUCUAGUGUGAUGGAAUAUAGACUUGAGCCAGGAAAUGCAUCACUGAAUACCAAUACGGCUUUGAACAGCACCCUUAUCACGCAAUAUCGAUCUAAUGAACAUCUCCUGCAAGAUCUGAGAUACUUGUAUGAAUGCAUGCUUCUUCCUGAGACAAUGGUGAGCCAUGUGCCUUCAACAAAACGAGAUGUCGCAGUUGGUGCAGCUUCUGCACUACGUGAUUGCAAGCAAUUUGUUAAAGACUUCCAUCCAGAGAACAUUUUUCCAGCUUCUGGAUCAAAAGCAAUACAACUGUUUUGUGAAGUGGACCUCACAGAGCAAUCUGAAGAAUACAUCCCUAAUCCUCCACCAGAGUUGCUCGUUCUUUCCCCUGAUGCCACCAUUGCUGACCUCAAGCUUGAGGCAAUGAAGGCCUUUCAAGAAGUAUAUUUGAUGUUCAGAAGGUUCCAAGCUGAAGAGCUGAUGGGCUAUAGCGGUGUUGAUGAAUCCACCCAAGUGAAGCUCUUGUUAGGGUCUACUGAAUCUGUUUGGAUUCGGGGAAAGUUCAGCGGGAAAAGUUGUUUGAGUAGGUAUAGGAUGGAAAGGGGUACCGAGAGAUGGACUGUGGAUUGCUUUUGUGGAGCUAUGGACGAUGAUGGGGAGAGAAUGCUGGCUUGUGAUGUCUGUGGUGUAUGGCAGCACACCAGAUGUUCUUCUAUACCUGAUUCUGAUGCAGUUCCUACAAAUUUUUAUUGCUUGAGAUGCAGAUGCAAUGGUCUAGUGAUUAGAACUAGUGAUAAAUGCAAGGAUGAGGUGGUGGUGGUUGUGGAGGAUGCCGUUCGUGGUGAUGCUGCUGCUCCUGCUGGCGUCUAUGGGAAGAGCAUGACGAAUACUGGGGUUUCAUAA
Molecule: messenger RNA, 2160 nt
Organism: Fraxinus pennsylvanica
Lineage: Eukaryota; Viridiplantae; Streptophyta; Magnoliopsida; Lamiales; Oleaceae
Source: the annotation of a GenBank genome assembly